AUUUAAGUCAAAUCAAUAAUAAAAUUCAGUGUGUAUACUUUAAGUUGACGGUGCUUGUGGUGGAUGGAAUGUCAGCGUCUUAAUAGAGAAUGAGAUAGAAUGUACCUAACUAUCCGUAGCUGCCAAAUUUGAACCAGUGAACAAACAAUGACACAGGAAUCCCUCUAAUCAACAAGUUAAUUCAGUAGGCAGAACGGAAUCGUAAUAACUACGAUCAUCAAACAACAUGUUCAAAUUCGUUUCCUGUAGUCUCACAGUGAAAAUAACUUUAGGACUCAUUAAACUUUCAUUAACCACAAAAUCCAUCAGAGAUUUUUAUUCAUGGAACGAUGAUACGUCGAACUCAUAACAACCUCACUGAAGAAUAUCCUUCUGAUCUGCAUCACCAACGUGAAGAUAAUGUGACCAAAAACAUAAGAACACCAGCAGUAAAUAAGGAACAAGCAGGAAUAUGUAUCAAGUAUCCUGGUGAGUCAGAAACUCGUUCGACAUUCACAAAACCAAGUCAUUGUGUAUCAGAAGUUUUAACAAAUCAUGGUCAACUACGUGUAUGUAAACCAGGCUAUCAAAUUAAUCCACAUUCAGAAAUUAAACUAGAUGGAUAUGGUCCUAUCAAACAGUAUGAAUUGAAUAAAAUGGAACAAUCAGAGUAUGCACAAACUUAUAUUUGGCCAGAUGGCAAAACGAUACAUACAAAUCCAUGGAACAGAUUACGAGAAGCUAAUCAUUUGUAUGGUGUUAAAUGA
Molecule: messenger RNA, 746 nt
Organism: Schistosoma intercalatum
Lineage: Eukaryota; Metazoa; Platyhelminthes; Trematoda; Strigeidida; Schistosomatidae
Source: the annotation of a GenBank genome assembly